GUCUAAAACGAAAAUUUGUCCACAAUAAUAAUCGCGUAAAAAAGAGGCUCUAGGGUUUUUAGCAGGGAAAGAGAAAGAGGGGAAAAAUAUGUCGAAGAAAAAUAAUCUAGCGAAGAGGAAAAAGCAGUACGAAUUCGAGCUCCAAAAGGAGAAGGAAGAAAGAGAAAAGAGGGCGAAGAAGCUUCAAGCGAAGAAAUCAAAGAUGAAGAUUGAUGGUAGUGAGAAGAAAAAGAAAAAUUCAGGUGGGUUUCAAGUUGGGAAAAGGAAGGUGAAGACUAAACUAUCGGCUUUGGCAAAAGCCAAAGCAGCACAAGCAAUGGAGGUUGACAACUAGUAUCAAGAAACAUUGAUUAAGUGAAUUUCACUUGGCCUCAGCUCUUUUAGCACUGAUGUUCGCUUCUCUUGUACGAUGCUUUAGAAGAACUUUUCGAUUUUUUUGGCGCGGGUGGUUAUUGCAUUUAUACCACUUACUGUUUGCACUAUAUUCUGAUUUAAGCAAAUGUGUAAGCUUUUAUCAAAGAAACAUCAUCCUCCUCUAAAUC
Asparagus officinalis (garden asparagus) is the source of this 542-nucleotide messenger RNA. RefSeq lists its product as uncharacterized. The transcript has 3 exons. NCBI's taxonomy places the organism in Eukaryota, Viridiplantae, Streptophyta, Magnoliopsida, Asparagales, Asparagaceae. The coding region runs from base 89 to 334 and encodes 81 amino acids. The record is from RefSeq and is a predicted model, not a curated record.